Messenger RNA from Trichogramma pretiosum, 861 nucleotides. RefSeq names its product UPF0746 protein DDB_G0281095-like. The record is from RefSeq and is a predicted model, not a curated record. Lineage: Eukaryota; Metazoa; Arthropoda; Insecta; Hymenoptera; Trichogrammatidae. The coding region runs from base 1 to 861 and encodes 286 amino acids. The transcript is spliced from 2 exons.
AUGAUCGCUCAACUGACGGUUUUGGCUGUCGCCGUGGCAGUGCUGAUAAAUCCCGGCCAGGCAGGAAACGCCCCGGCUGGUUACUCCAGCAACGUGUAUCACGGCCAGCAGCAGUACAAUCAGCCACAAGCUGGAUCCGCGGGCCAGGCGGAGGCCACCUCGUACUCGCAGCAAUCGAUUUACUCGCCCCAGCAGUACGAGCAACAAGCUCAGCCUCAGCAGCAGCAAUACAGAGUGGCACCGGAGUACGAGCAACGUCAGGAGCGACAGCAGCAAUACAUCCGUCAGUACUCCGCUCCGGAGUACCAGCAACAGGCGCAGCAAUACUCCCAGGCUGCCGCCCAGUACCAGCAAGACCAGCAGCAAGCUCAGCAGUACUCUCAGGCUGCCGCGGCCCAGUACCAGCAGGAGCAGCAGCAACAACCGAUUCAGCCGCAAUACUCCGUUAACCCGGAAUACCAGCAACAGCAAUAUUCGCAGGCUGCUGCAAGCCAAUACCAACAGGAUCCGCAACAACUGCAGCAAUACACCAAUCCGGAUUACCAGCAACAGCUGAGACAACAGCAAGCCCAGCAGCAGUACUCGAAUGCGCUGCAGUAUCAGCAGCAGCAGCAGCAGGCCCAACAAGCCCAGCCACAAGAGUACUCGCAGGCUGCGGCAGGACAAUACGCGAGGCAGCAGUUGGAGCAACAAUCGGCUGCCCAGCAGCAAUACGACGACCAGGCUCAGCUUCGACAGUCGGCGGCCCAGUACAGCGGACAGCAACAGCAGCAGCUCUCCAAGACGUCUUACUCGCCCGCCACUUCCGUGUCGCACGUAUCGUUCAGUCAACCCGCCGCGGGCAUCAAAUACUCCUAUUAA